Molecule: messenger RNA, 6629 nt
Organism: Peromyscus californicus insignis
Lineage: Eukaryota; Metazoa; Chordata; Mammalia; Rodentia; Cricetidae
Gene: Atp13a4
Product: ATPase 13A4
Exons: 26
Coding region: 342-3254 (970 amino acids)
Biological process (GO): intracellular calcium ion homeostasis; polyamine transmembrane transport
Cellular component (GO): late endosome membrane
Molecular function (GO): ATP binding; ATP hydrolysis activity; P-type ion transporter activity
Source: RefSeq, a predicted model, not a curated record
AGAUGCCUUAGGCUGGCAGGCUGUGGGCAGGCAAUGAGUAUUUUUCCCUGUAAGUUGGGUACAAAAAAGAUCGACAUGGGAGUGGCUUCCUCGGAGACAGCUGCCUUGAGAGAAUGCAGGAGCAGGGAACAGCCAGAAAUUCCUCCUGGCACCAAGUGCCCGGGGGAGGAGUCCACUUUGCUAAGUAUUGUCAUUUGCUGAAAGAAGGUGUGUGCUCAAGAAGGAGUUUUUAACCUGGAGGAUCAUUAACUCUUUCAUUCAGCGACCUGGAGGUGGCUCUGGAGUUGGUCCUGGAAGCGGCUGCAAGCAAGGGUCGGGGAGCAGGAGCGGAGUGCGUUUCCAUGGGGGACCACCUUGAGAAGGGCCAGCAUGCUUUGCUCAACGAAGGAGAUGAGAACGAGAUGGAAAUAUUUGGCUACCGGACUCAAGGCUGUCGGAAAGCUCUCUGUCUCAUUGGAUCCAUCUUCUCUCUCGGAAUCCUCCCUUUGGUGUAUUACUGGAGACCAGCUUGGCAUGUGUGGGCAAACUGUGUCCCAUGUUCCCUGCAAGAAGCAGAUGUUGUGUUGCUGAAGACAACUGAUGAAUUCAAAAUUUAUUCUUGGAAAAAGGUAAUGUGGAUCUCCUUGUCAGCACUGAGCAGAACGUCUGGUCUCACUCCUGACCACCCUCUCAUUACAGAUGAGGAAUACAUCAUAAACAGAGCCAUACGAAAGUCAGAUCUAAAGGUGAGAUACAUAAAAGUGCAGAAAAUAAGAUAUGUUUGGAAUAAUUUAGAAGGACAGUUUCAGAAAAUUGGCUCCCUGGAAGACUGGCUCAGUUCUGCAAAGAUUCAUCAAAAGUUUGGACUAGGUCUAACAUCAGAAGAACAGGAGAUCAGGAGGUUAAUAUGUGGACCUAAUGCUAUUGAUGUUGAAGUCACACCUAUCUGGAAACUACUCAUCAAGGAGGUUCUAAAUCCAUUUUACAUCUUUCAACUCUUCAGUGUCUGUCUGUGGUUCAGUGAAGAUUACAAAGAGUAUGCUCUGGCCAUCAUCCUCAUGUCUGUCAUUUCCAUAGCUCUGACCGUGUAUGAUCUCAGACAGCAGUCCGUAAAACUGCACCAUCUUGUUGAAUCACAUAAUAGCAUCACAGUCUCUGUAUGUGAGAGAAAAGCUGGAGUCCAAGACCUGGAAUCCCGCCUCCUGGUGCCUGGAGAUUUAUUAAUUUUGACAGGGAGCAGAGUGCAAAUGCCAUGUGAUGCCAUUCUGAUUGACGGCAGCUGUGUGGUAGAUGAAGGCAUGCUGACAGGAGAAAGCAUCCCUGUCACUAAAACUCCGUUAUCCCAGAUGGCUAGCUCUGCACCCUGGAAGAUGCAGACAGAAGCAGAUCCCAGGCGGCAUGUUCUCUUCUGUGGAACAGAGGUCAUCCAGGCCCGGGCAGCUGGCUCCGGGACUGUGAGAGCAGUGGUCCUACAGACAGGGUUCAACACCGCAAAGGGGGACCUUGUGAGAGCCAUCCUUUACCCCAAGCCCAUGAAUUUCAAGCUUUACAGGGAUGCCAUCAGGUUCCUCCUGUGCCUUGUAGGGACAGCCACCAUUGGCAUGAUCUAUACUCUGUGUGUCUAUGUGCUCAGUGGGGAACCUCCUGAGGAGGUGGUGAGGAAAGCCUUGGACGUUAUCACUAUUGCAGUGCCUCCCGCCCUCCCCGCUGCCCUGACCACAGGCAUCAUCUAUGCCCAGAGGAGGCUGAAAAGGAAGGGCAUAUUCUGCAUUAGCCCCCAGAGGAUCAAUGUAUGUGGACAAUUAAACCUUGUCUGCUUUGACAAGACAGGAACCUUAACAAGGGGCGGCUUGGAUCCUUGGGGAGUUGUGCCCUGUGACCAGAAUGGAUUCCAGGCAGUCCACAGCUUUGCCUCAGGCAAAGCUUUGCCCCAGGGCCCACUGUGUGCAGCCAUGGCCAGCUGCCACUCUCUGAUUCUUCUUGAUGGGACCAUCCAGGGAGACCCUAUGGACUUGAAAAUGUUUGAAGCCACCAAAUGGGAAAUGACUACUUCUGGGGAUGAUUUCCACAUCAAGGGAAUGCUGGCACAUACCAUGGUCGUUAAGCCGACAGACACAGUUGGCCAGGUCCCAGUGGAAGGACUCGCCAUCCUGCGUCAGUUCCCAUUCUCAUCAGCACUGCAGAGGAUGACAGUCAUUGUCCAAGAGAUGCGAGGCGACCGGCUGGCAUUCAUGAAAGGUGCCCCGGAGAGAGUGGCCAGCUUUUGCCGACCCGACACAGUACCAUCUAGCUUUAUUAGUGAACUUCAGAUUUACACGACACAGGGGUUCCGGGUCAUCGCUCUGGCUUACAAGAAGCUGGAGAGUGACUGUCCCGCAACUGCCUUGAUGAGGGAGAAGGUAGAAUCGGACCUCAUAUUCCUGGGAUUGCUGAUCUUGGAGAAUCGACUGAAGGAGGAGACAAAGCCUGUCUUGGAAGAGCUCAUCUCUGCCCGGAUACGGACUGUGAUGAUCACAGGCGACGAUCUUCAGACUGCAAUAACAGUGGCCAGGAAGUCUGGGAUGGUUUCUGAAGGCCAGAAAGUCAUUCUUGUCGAGGCAAAUGAAGCCACUGGUUCUUCAUCAGCAUCCGUCUCUUGGAAAUUAGUAGAAGAGAAGAAACAUAUCCCACUCGAGAAUCAGGACAAUUACAUCAACAUCAGAGAAGAAGUUCCAGAUCAUGGCAGAGAAGGGAGUUACCAUUUUGCCCUAAGUGGAAAAUCCUUCCAUGUUCUAAGUCAGCAUUUCAGCAGCUUACUGCCAAAGAUACUGAUGAACGGGACCAUCUUUGCAAGAAUGUCUCCGGGUCAAAAGUCAAGUCUCGUGGAAGAAUUUCAGAAACUGGACUACUUUGUGGGUAUGUGUGGUGAUGGAGCCAAUGACUGUGGGGCUUUGAAAAUGGCUCAUGUUGGCAUCUCUCUGUCAGAGCAGGAGGCAUCAGUGGCCUCGCCUUUCACUUCCAAAACUGCAAACAUCGAAUGCGUUCCUCAUCUCAUCAAGGAAGGCCGCGCAGCUCUCGUUACAUCCUUCUGCAUGUUUAAGUACAUGGCCCUGUACAGCAUGAUUCAGUAUGUUGGUGUUCUGCUGCUCUACUGGGAGACAAACAGCCUUUCCAAUUACCAGUUUCUAUUCCAGGAUCUGGCCAUCACGACUCUUAUUGGUGUAACAAGAUGUAGAACUCUUUGCUACUUCUCCAAUACCAUGUCUGCCUGCAUGCUGCCAUGCUCUCCGCCAUGAUGAUAAUGGACUAAACCUCCGGAACUGUAAGCAAGCCCCAGUUAAAUGCUUUUCUUUAUAAGAGAUGCCGUGGUCACAGUGUCUUUUCACAGCAAUAAACAUGGACUAAGACAGUCCCAAUUGGGUCUGUCUCCAAGUACAUCCUGAUUCCCUCCCUACCACUGUCACCUCAUUUGUUGGGUGGGCUGUACCAGGCGUGUGGAGCCAUGUUCACCUACUUAUAGGAGUGUUAAGGAUUUGAACCCAGGUCAUCUUAUUUUAGCAGCAAGUGCUCUUACACACUGAACUGGCUUCCUACUCCCUUAAUGAUUCUUUUAACAUCAUUUAUUGUAUUUCCUGUGUAUUCCUUUUGGCUUCUUUUAAUAAUUUCUAUAGUUUUGUUGACAGUCUCAUUUCAUUUAACUACUGUUUUCCUUAAAUUUUUGUUCAUGGUUUCACUUAGUUCUUUUUAAAAUAACAAUGUUUUCAUGUGUUUUUAUCUUAUAUGUAUGGGUGUUGCUGUAUUAACAUCUGUGCAUAAUGUGUAUGCAGUGCCUUCAGAUACCAGAAGAGGGCAUCUGAUCCUCUGGAGCCACCAUGUGGUUGCUGGGUAUUGAACUUGGGUCCUCUGGAAGAACAACCAGUGUUCUUAACCACUGAGACACCUCUCCAGCCCCUUCAUUUAAUUUUUAAGAAUAUAUACAACAGCUAAUAGAAAAUUUGCAUAUAAAAUCUAAUGUGUGGGAUUCUUUGAUGUCUUUUAGCUUGCUUUGUUCUGAGCAUUAUUGUGUAUAUAAUAACUUUGGGUAUAAGAUUAAGCUCCUUUUCUAGGUUUUAUAGUUUUGUUUUGCUAUUGGUUGGAAGUUAUAGUCAUCCAUUUAUUACUGAGUUCCCAAAAUUGUAUUUGCAAAGUCAUAUUGCUGUAAUCAGAGGCCACUAACAUCUCUGUUUCCUUUAGCUCAUGUUUUGACAGAGACAUCUUUGAACUCUAGCAGUUAAAAAAUAAAUGAGCAAACCAGCUUCCUCAGCUUUUGCAGAUUGGAUCUUGCUGUCGUGUGUACUCAGCACUUGACAGACCCACACCGAGUCUAGAGACCAUGCAGGGCUGUGAGCUUUACAUCUGUAAGCAUGAACCAAGCAUCAGGCAUGUGUCUAGCUUUUGUAUACCAAAGCAUACACAGAUGCUGUUGAAUGCUCCGAUUUCUCCAAGGUUCUUCAGCUUUCAGUGGUUCUAUUAGGCCCAUUACAUCCCUUAUCUUUUUUAGAGACAAUCUUGAGUAUUUUCAAGCACUGCAUGUCAAUUUGUUUUUAUUUUUGCCCUGAAUGAAUUCCAUAUUAGGAGUCUCAUAUUAAGUGAACUGGAGAUGAGAAUCUGGGAUCAUUUCUUCAGGUAGUGGCUAGGUACAUUAUGGCAGACCUGCACAUGAACCUGUGGGUAAAGUCUGCUGUGUAGCUUCCGUGACUAUGGACCAGAGAGCAUCUCAGGAAAUGCAGGGUACCAUCUUCCAGACUGAUCCCUAGCGGGUGAAGGAGUAGGGCAGGCGCAUGCAGACAUGUGACAAAACUCUCCUGUAAUUUUAGUGAGGCGGCUCCGUGGGUAAGAGCACUCGCUCCCACGCCUGACAACCGGAGACCCAUCCCUGGGACCCACAUGGUGGAAGAAGAAAAACGAUGUUAAAGUUAUCUCCUACCUCACACACACACACAUCACGGUGUGUGCUUGUGGGCACACAAGCAAUAAACAAACAAAUAAUAACAAAGGAAUGAAUGAAUGAAUGAAUGAAUGAACAUAAAACAUUUUUUGAAGAGUUGAAAAAUCCUUACCAUUUUAAGUUAGGUCCCCCCCCCUUUUUUUUUCUUAAUUCACUUUCUGCUAUGUUGCUACAGACUUUUGUAUAUUUUCUAGAGCUCUGGCAAAGGUUGGUUUGGAGGGUUUUGCAUAUUUUCCAGUGUUCCUCUGGGGAGGGAGCUCUCAGUGUGCCUUCUCCAUUUUCCUGAUGCCAUUAAACACUGGGAAGCAUUUCUUCACCGUGAUUGUGUUACAGACUGAACUUGAUAUUGAUGUCAUGACGAAUAUUGUUCUGGAAUUUUAAUUGCUUUGAUUAGGAUAAAUUUCCCAAAGUGGAAACCAAAAAUGGAAUGUUUUUCCAUUUUCAUAUUCAUUUCUUUGUUGGCACUGAAGUUUUGUCUCAACUCACAUUUCUACAAAAUUCACUAAAGGGUGUAUGCUAUCUUUCUUUCUUAUCAUUUAAUAGUCUUUGCCAACUUAAUCGGCCAUCCCCACCCCACCCCCCAAAAAACCUAAAAAACCCAGGCAUCUUGCAACUGUCCUGUGUCUGUUCUUUUGAAAACUUCCUCAUGACUUGUAUUUGGAACCAUUAACUGCUUUGUUCUCCCAGUUUAUAAUGCUCUUGAAGUUGUCUAUUUCUUUAGAUGAUUGCACCAGAGAAGUUAUAUCAUUCUUCUAUUUCAAGUUAUUAGUUCUUUAACAAUUUUGUACCAUAUGUAUGUAUUUAUUUACUUAUUUAUAUAUGUAUGGGUGUUUUGCCUGCAUGUAUGUCUGUGUACCAAAUAUGUGCCUGGUGCCUGCAGAAGCCAGAAAAGGGCAUUGGACCCCCUGGAAGUGGAAUUACAGAUGAUUGUGAGCCACCAUGUGGGUGUUGGGAAUUGAACCCAGGUCCUCUGGAAGAGCAGCCAGUGCUUGUAAUUGCUGAGCCAUCUCUCCAACCUCAGUCAUUUUUUUUUAUCACAUUCACCCCCUCACCAAACUCCUCCCGGUUCACUCUCCUUCCUUCCCACCCAACUUUGUGUCCUUAAAAAAAAAUAAACCUAUUCCAAUGCUUUGUGCUGCACUAAUAUUCUUGUAUGUGUGGCCUUCCAUUGGAGCGUGGUUGCAUUAAUUGGGGAUACAUGCUUAAGAAAACUGACUCCCUGUCUCCCAGCAACAAUCCAGUAGCUCCUCAGCCAGGGGCGGGACUUUAUGCCCAGCUCCCCUUCCUGUGCUGGGAUUUGGUCUGGCUUGCACUUGCACAGAUCUUGUGCAUGCUGUCCCAGCUGCUGUGAGGUCACACGUGCAGCCACCCUCUGUGUCUGGAAGACACUGUUUCACUGUUGCCAUCGAGGGCCUCUGACUUGCACAUUCUUUCUGGCCCUUCUUUUGCAAAGAUCCCAGAGUUUGGGGAGAAUGGGUUGUGAUACAGGUGUCCCGUCUAGGACCGAGCGCUCCACAGUCUCAUAUCCUCUGCUUUGAGCAGCGAUAGGUCUCUGUGUCAAACACCAUCUGCUGCAAGGAGAGGCUUCUCGGGCUGAGGGUUGGCAGGGGCAUCGAUCCUACCGUUCUUACUGCUAAGAAUGCAACAUUUUCCCACUCUCGUGCAUGUAAACCUUGGAUUUAUU